GGGAGCCACAGAUAUUAGCGGUAAAGAACAUGGUGGCUCCCAGAGAUUCAGCCAGCCCUUAUAUUUGUGGUCAGAGUUGUCCGUUGGCGGAGUAUCCGGUUUAGAAUUCUGUCUUUUUGUGAAUCUUGGAAAGUAAAUUUGCUGACUAUGCUGGCAAAGUACUGCUGGAGACAAUGGACUGGUAUGGCAAAUGGCAAAUUCAGACGCAGAACCAAUGAUUCGGUCUUAGUGGAUGCCAACAAAAAGUCAGAAGCCGCUCAAUAAGCAGCCCUUCUCAAAGUGUCUGUCCCAUAUAUUUCUCAGGCCUCAGUGAUCGGGGCGUUGAUUGGACAAUAGAAAGGGCGUCACUUAUUGGAACAGAUGAACUCCAGCUUUGAGCUGAGUUACAACAUUAUCAACAAAGCAUACGUUUUGAUAAGGACUACUCGCUACUCCAUGAAGGAAACACAGUGUUCAGUGAAAUGGAAUUCAAUGGCUGUUACACAACUGGGGUUGAACCCUGUGGCCAAAGACACCAAGCAUCUACCUGUGAGCAUUCAUGAGUUGCUCAUCAACAUUGUUGAAGGCGAAACAAAAGUGUUAAUCCUGCAAAUCCCCUAUAUACAUUGGCUCCGGAAGAAGCUGAACAAAUUGGCAUUGACCGCUUCACGAGGUUCACUUCCAGCAUUCAAGGAAUUAAUGCUCAGAGGCCGCUGAACACCUUCAGGCUCAGUUUGGUGCAUGUGAAAAUGUUGCACAGUCGAAUCAAGUUCAUUCUGGACUAUCCGGAGUACCUGAUGAAUGCCUUGGGUAGCGGAGAGGUCUGUAAAUUAGGGCUGCUUCAUUGUUUCAUGAAUUGUCAAACAUGAUGCAACCCAUUGUUUUUCCGGAAUAAUGAACUGUCGAC
This is a messenger RNA of Notodromas monacha, 886 nucleotides long. The record is from the annotation of a GenBank genome assembly. Lineage: Eukaryota; Metazoa; Arthropoda; Ostracoda; Podocopida; Cyprididae.